UAUUUAUUCAUUAUAUUAAGAAUUGUUCUAGAUCUUAUAUAUUGAGGAUUAUGACAUGUUUCAGAUCGUGCCCCGAGGUUCCGGCUAUGUCAUGCCCCGAGUCUCAGUGCGGAGGGCCAUCCUCUGUCUCCUUCCCCUCCUCGGCCUCCUGGCUGCCUUCGCGCUAUGGCCGUCCUCCAAGAGGCUUGUCUUCCCGACGACGGAACCACCUACUCAGCAGCAGGCACUGCUCCUUCUGCGCCCCACCGUCGAUCAGCCAAAGCCGAAAGAGGUGACAUUUCCUAAAGGCCGGCCUUGGUACAUGACUGAUAAGGGCCGGCCGUGGUACAUGACUGCAGGUUCAGAUGGCACUUCACCAGAACGAACUAAGCUCUUUCCUGGUGAGAACCCUGCCUCUGAUAGAAUAGAGGAGCAGCUUUUAUAUGCCCCUGAGACAAAGAGAACCAAAUUAAUUCUUGUUUAUAAUGGAUUUCGAACCUGGUCAAACGUCAAAGCCGGACCUAGUGCCUUCUCCUCCUGCCCUGUCAAAGACUGCAUGUUGACGGCUAACAAAGGGGAAGCAGUUAAAGCAGAUGCUAUACUUUUCAAUGAGCAUUUCUCAAAUCCAGGAAUUGUCAGGCCAAGAGGACAGGUAUGGAUACUUUACAUGCUUGAGUGUCCUUAUCAUACUCAGCACAUAAAACAAAAUGAUGUCUUUAAUUGGACUGCAACAUACAGAAGGGAUUCAGACAUUGUAACACCAUAUGAAAAGUGGGUGUAUUUUGACAAAGAUGUGAAAUUUUUAACUAUGACAAGGAAUUAUGCAUUAAAUAAAACUAAAAAGGUUGCUUGGUUUGUAUCAAACUGUGGGGCCAGGAAUAGCAGACUUCAGUAUGCUCAUGAAUUGCAAAAACAUAUUGAAGUAGAUAUUUAUGGAGCAUGUGGAGCAAAAAAAUGUCCAAGGUCAAAACAAGAAAAAUGCUUUGAUAUGCUGAAUACUGAUUACAAGUUUUAUUUAGCUUUUGAGAAUUCAAAUUGUCAAGAUUACAUAACAGAAAAAUUUUUUGUUAACGGAUUAGGAAGCAAUGUCAUUCCUAUUGUAAUGGGCGCAAGGCAAGAAGAAUAUGAACGAUCAGCUCCAUUAAGGUCAUUUAUACAUGUUGAUGAAUUUGAUUCACCCAAAGCAUUAGCAGAUUACCUACACACCAUCGACAAAGAUGAUGAUCUUUAUAACAGCUAUUUUAGGUGGAAAGGCACUGGAGAAUUCAUCAAUACCCACUUUUUCUGUAGAUUGUGUGCACUUCUUCAUGAUCGUUUCCCAGCUAAGUCAUACCGAGACAUUAACGCUUGGUGGCGAGGUCCAGGAGUAUGUACUACUACUUCAUGGAAAAAACAAAAAUCAAAGUGGUAUACUUCAUUGACCCAACGUUUAUCCUAACUAGAUUUUAAACAGAACGAUCCACCAAUAAGAAUAUGAACUUAAAGUGUGUGGACUACAUCACGAAUAUCUAAUCCUUUUUUUGGUUAAAUUAUUAACAAUGGUUACCAAUGGUUAAGCUGUUGAUUCAAAACAUUUCACAACUGAAACCAUUAUGUCAACAUCACAAUCAUGUUUCAAAUCAAACAAUUGAGUUCACCAAACAAUUAUUCAAAGAAUGACAGAAUCAAGGUAAAGUGCAUCACUAUAAUCUUGAUGUCACAAAUACUGAUUUCCAUGUUUUCAACCAUUUUAAAAAUCAUAAAUAAAUAAAAUUGGAUAGGUUAUUGAUAACUUUGAUAACAAUUAUUAUUAAUUAUUAACACCAUUGAUUGAUUGAUUAUAGCCUUUAAUUUCUUCUACUAUUUCAAUAAAAGAUUUAAGGUUUAAUCUUAAUUUUAUAUUCUUACUUUUCUACAACUUUAUGACAUCCAUGUAGAGAGGACCACAGUAAUAAAGACGAUCAAUACGAAAGAUGGUAUUAUACCCACAUUAUAGAAGUUGCCAGCUGUGAAAAGUAUGAACCUUUUUACCAUAAAAACUCGAUAAAAUAAAAAAAUACCCAUGGCUUUAUGUUUCCUGGCAAUUGUCAAAAAAGCAAAUUCCAUCUUCCAAUGUCAUUAAUAUCGUGAUUCAACAUUCAAUUGAUUGGCAGACCUCAAAAUGUGUAAAAAUUAGAAUUUUUUAGCAUCUAGAUUUUUUAUGAAUAAUCAACUUUUCUGGUGAUAACUUGUUUUAUCACUAAUUGAGAACAGUUGGGAAACUAUAAAAUAUUAGUGAUAGUCAUUAAAAUUAACAAAACUUAAACCAUUUUAAGAUUUUCAAAUAUGUUUAAAACAGAUUUUGUUGCAUAUGUAUGAUAGUCAGUUUGCAAAUAAGAGAUACCACUUUGUAGCCAAUUAUCCAGUAAUAGAUGCAGUAAUUAUUCAUUGUCUAGCUCAUCCCAAAAAGAUAAGGAAUGAAAGCGGCAUAAAAUGAAAUAAAAAUAUUACAUAAAGUUAACUUAUUAUUUGCCUAAUGAAAAUAUCAUAACAAACCCAAUUACAGCACAUACCUUUUACUGAUUUAAUUAAUAAUCUAAAUAUUUUCUAAAAAUGAUUAGAAUUUAAAUACUUUAUAUCACAACCUUAAUGAAAAAAAAUGGUUUGUACAAUGGUUAUAAUUUGAAAUUAAUAGAAGCAUUGAAAUCAAAAUUUGUGGCAUCAAAAACUCUACCAGGGCUAUAGUAUGAAGGUAAAUUUUUUUAUAGACUUGAGAGUACAGUAGGUAGCGAUCAUUCAGAAAUAAAUAAUUUUUAGAAAUGUGUAUCACUGGUCAUCAUUAAUAAUUGAUUGAAUUAUUAAAUUUCAUAAAAAUAGAAAAAACAAGGUAAAAUUUUGCAAUUUAUAAUGCACACAAAGUCAAUAUGCAAAUUUUUAAACAUCAACUUGCAAUUGCAUCUUGCAAUACUUUAAUAAUUCAAUCAUGUAUCAAUCUAUAGAAAACGUCUACUUCUGGACUACUAACAUAUUUAGUGAUAAUAUGUCGAUUAGAAUACCAUAAACUUAGUUACUAUAGGAACUAGUCAGUACUUAAUUUACAAAAAAAAACUGUUACAUAAUAAUUUAGUAUAAAAAAAUGUAUAAUAGUUAUAAUUAUUUCAAUUACAGUAUUUUCAAUUUAAAACUAAUUUAGCCAUAGAAAUUAUAUAGGUUAAAAAAAAUUAUUCAAAUGACAAAUUAGACACAUAAAUAUAUUAUUUUUAACAAAAAUAAUAUGAAUGAAAAAUUGUUAACAAUUAAGCUAAUGGCUUAGCAUUGUUUAAGAGAGACAAGGCCAUGGUUAUUUUAAUAUAAUUUUUAUUAGACAAUAAUUAAAGACACCACUUAAGAGGAAAUGAUUAGCUAUUUUAACAUCUCAACUUAGUUGACUUUUGGUUGAUUAAUAUCUACUAAGCUUAGUUGUAUCUAUUCCUGCAAAGGGGAAUAGAAACAGCUUUUUUGAAACUAAGUGAAAAAAGGAUAACUUAUGGCCUGAACUUGGGCAUAGGAGGCACUUGCCUUGUAUGGCACAAUUCAGAGGAUGAAUUUGCUGUGACAAAUUUUAUUUUUGAUUUAAAUUAAAACAAAAAAUUGUUUCUGCUUUUUGAUUGUUUUCAUCUUUGGUCAGACAAUUAUGUGACACAUAUUUAUAUAUUUACACAUAUAUUUAUAAAUGAAGACACAUAUUUAUUUCUAAAUAUGUAUGUAAAAUAUGUAAUUUUAAAUACUACCACAAAACUGUUAUAUUUUAAAGGGGAGGUGAAAUAAAUGGUAGCAAAAUUAAGCUUGUCCCCAAAAGAAAAAAAUCUAGUUCCAACCCUUGAGAAACAGUUUGGUAAAAGAUGCUUAGAUUUAUCCUAUUCGUUAAUAUGAGAGUAAGAAAAAAAAAUGUUUUUUAAAUAUAAAAUUACUUAAAGCAUAUUAUGCUACUAAGUAGUUAAAAUUUUGCACCUUUUAGAAAAACAACUAAUAACUCCAUACUAAUUUUUUUAUGAGCUAUACAGCAUAUAAUGUGAAAAAAGUAUACAUUCCUUUGUGAGAAAUGUUCAUGUUUGAAAUGUACAUAGAAAUCAACGUACAUUAGUGUAUGUAAUGUGUGCAUCGACACAUAUCAAUCAAUAUUGUACAAAAAAAUACACAUGAAUGAUUUUAGUCAUACAACAUUUUAUAUUCAAAAAAUACUUUGAACAGAAUAGUAUAAAUCUUCUUCAUUUCAACCAACCAGGCUUUACAAACAUGCAUCCACAAUGCAUUCAAUUGGUUUCUUAUCUUUAUUGUUAAUUUUAAAUAAAAAAGAUACUCUAUACAAUUUCUUAUUAUAUAAUCAUGCAUGCAGAAAAAUUUAUAUACAUUUUUUAAUUUCACCAUAAGAAAUUAGAUAAUUCCAAUACUUGUUAUACAUCUACAAAUCCAAUUUCUCUCCUUGGGAGUUUUUCAGUAAUUUUGAGAAACUUUUAUUUGCUACAAUCAAAUCAAAAUUAGAGCCUUAAAUUACUAAAAUACAUUAACAGAAAAAGUAAGCUUAUGAUAAAAUUUUAAGUCAUCCAGCACUUCUAUGAAGUUAAAAGAUACAAAAAAAAUUUUAAAAUACUCCAUAAAUAAAAGUGUGGUCCAUUCAUAUAAUCUUUCAAAUAUCCUUUCUUUUUUUAAUACAAAUUACAACAUACUUACUACAACAUAUCUGAUGUAGUUUUCUACUUAAACUCAGAAUAUUUAUAAAAAAUGCAUCCAUAUCUUACAUAUUAAAAAAAAAAAAGACAAAAUAAAGUUAUGUUUCUUAGAAAUAAUCAUGACUUCUUAGUUGAGUGGCAUUUAUACGAAUAAAUAUAUCAUUAUAUUUAUAUUUUUAAAAAUAUAAAAUGAAACUUGAGAAGUGGAUUUACUCCAAACUUUAUCAAAAAAAGAAAAAUGAACAUAUUUUUGAUAAAAAUGCAUAUAUUAUUCAUUGCUGCAAAAAAAAUUCAGCUAAUUGAUUUCAUAUCUGACAAACAAAUUAUUCCUUCUUAGUGCUUCUUUUCCAGUAGAAUGAUGUAUCUCUCAAAUUAUCUCUUUAAACAAAAAUCAAGAUAACUUAAACUAAGAUAAUCUAUUGUAAAAAUGUUUUUCCAUAAUGUUGUUGGUGCUAUUAGAAAAAAUAAAAAAAGAAUGAGAUAUCUGUUAAAUAACUAGUACAAAAAGUUUCAAGAUUUAUUAAUUAUAUCAAUAAAUACUUAAUAUUUAGACAUGGUCUAAUAUGUAUUGCUUAAAACUGUUAACAAAUAUGUUAUAAAAUCUUCAUUAAAACGUAAUCUGAUUGCUAUCUGUAAAAUAUUUUUAAUGUUGUUUAUAGAAUACUGAAACUUAUGAAAAAUGUAGCAAUAAAUUAUGUUGUGGUGAAUAUAUAUUUAGAAUUUUCAAUAAAGAAUAAUAAACACUUCAAAAUAUUAAUUUUAAAUAUAUGACAUUAAUUAAUUAUAUAAAUGAUUUAGAAAUUUAAUAAACCAACAGUACACCAAUGUACCAAUAACUAAAUAUUAUGAAACUAGUCAUUUAAAGUAAACUAAAUCAAUAUAAUAAUGAAUGAGCCAAUAGAAUGUGAUAGCCGAGUUCAGAUAAAGUUAAAAAUUAGCCUGAAUGAUUUGAUAACACAGUUGUAUUUCUUGAAUUAUAUAACUCAAACUGUUCACAAUAAGUAAUCCAAUGUUAGUUAAAAUUAAGAGUAUUAUUCUUAAAAUAUUAAUAUCUGUCAUUAAAAACUAUUUGUAGUUUGAACUCGGGAGAAAAGUAUAUUUAUCCGCCAUAAGACUUGAAAUAAUAGGCUGGUAAAGUAUUUAUAAUUUUAAGAUAUAGAAAUGUGAUUUAAGUUUACAGUCUCAAGUACAACUUAUUAAGGAUUAAAAUGUUGUAUAUUGUAGUAUCUAAGAAUUAAGCUCAGUAUAACAUAACAUGUAAGUAGUGCAAUAUGGUAUCUGUUACUUUUUCAUUUAUAGAACAUUAUCACUCAAUAUGUAAGAUAUAAAUUGUGGCUUAAUGGUGUGUAUAUAUAUUUCAAUCAAUUAACUUAUUUUUAGUUGCUAUCUCUUGGAAAACAAUCAGAAAACACUUUCAAUAAAAAAUAAAAAUAACUAUACCAUUCACUAUACAAUUAUUAAGACUGCAUAGAAGUAAUAAUUUAGAAUUAAAACCGUUUACACAUUCUUAAAAAUAAAAUACUAUUGUUAUUUAGCAUUUAGUUAAAUAAUUUCAAAUCAAUUAAUUUAAUUAUAGGAACAUCAAUAGGCACAAAUAUAUUGCAAAAAUAAAAUUAGCACAACUACUUACCAAAAGUUUAUAGAGUAAUAUUAAUCCCACUAAAAUGAGCACACAUAGUGAUUUUUAAUUCGAAAAAUGUGAUUCUUUUAUAAAUUAUUAUUAUUAUUGCUUAGUAGUUUAUAUUAAUUAUUUCAAAUGAAUAAAAGUGAUAAAUAUAAGAUGAUCAUCAUACUGAAAAAAUACCAACUUUUCUUUUUGUAAAAUGGUGUACAUAACAUUUAUUUACUUCUUUUUAUUUUCCUUUUUAUUUGUGAAUAAAUAAUGUUAAUAUGUACAUAUUAAAAAUUGUGAUUUAUCGAUAUAAUAGUAUAGAUAAUUUAAGUUAAUUUAAUUAAAUAAUUAAGUUCUAAAAAAUUUAUAGUUUAUGAUUUCAAAAUAUAUGAUUCGAUUUGUUGAACCUGUUCUUUUAACUCCUACUCCUUUA
Messenger RNA from Nezara viridula (southern green stink bug), 6691 nucleotides. The record is from the annotation of a GenBank genome assembly. NCBI's taxonomy places the organism in Eukaryota, Metazoa, Arthropoda, Insecta, Hemiptera, Pentatomidae.